GCUGUGAAACUAGAACUAGAACUGAAGGAACAAAAAUUAGUCAAUUUAAAUCGAGAGCUAGAAGAAUUAAUGUUCAAUGGAAGCACGGAAGAAGAAGUAGCAAAUUUAAAGAAAUCUAAACAUCAGCUAGACAAUAAAAUCAAAGACCAGGAGGAAGAGCUGGACGACUUAGCAGGCCAAGUACAAAUGUUAGAGCAAGCCAAAUUAAAGUUAGAGAUGAGUUUAGAACAAAUGAGGAAGGAACACCGAAGAGAAUUGAUGCAGAAAGACGAUGAAAUAGAAGAUGCUAGAUGUAGUGCUGUGAAAAAAGUUAAAGGUUAGUCGUGCACAGCAGUAACUU
This is a messenger RNA of Bemisia tabaci, 340 nucleotides long. NCBI's taxonomy places the organism in Eukaryota, Metazoa, Arthropoda, Insecta, Hemiptera, Aleyrodidae. The record is from RefSeq and is a predicted model, not a curated record.